Molecule: messenger RNA, 2785 nt
Organism: Trichobilharzia szidati
Lineage: Eukaryota; Metazoa; Platyhelminthes; Trematoda; Strigeidida; Schistosomatidae
Source: the annotation of a GenBank genome assembly
UUACUUUUGAAGUCUUACGUUACUGUUUGUCAAAAUGAAAAAUGAUGUCCUUGUCGACUUCUACCUCUCUACUAUCAAAACACAGAUGUGUGAAUUGCAACUAGUUGGACUUAAAGAAGAUGACCCUCACUAUUCUGUUGUAAUGCAAGCAAUCGAGUCUGUCAGACGUGAAUUGGGCUCGAUGACUUCGCGUCUGCUCAGUGCUGCCUUACCUACAAAUACUCGGCAUAAACGUUUAUUUCGAACUAAAUAUGUUGAAGAUGUGGAUUUACGGAAUAUUGAAAAUUGUUUAGUAUCAGCUGCCAAUAAAGUUGUAAAUUUUAAUUUCGGCCAAUCUAAUAUAGAAUGUGACCUUAGACCGGCUCAAGCAAGUGCUACAGAAUUUUUAGAUACACAUAGUCGUGUUCAAGCUAUGGUUAUCAGUACAAUGGAAUCAUGUUUAGCUAGUUUAACUUCUAAUGAUACUGAAGAUAAUUCAACCAUCAAUCAAAGAAAUAAUAUCCAGGGUGGUGGUGGUGAUGAUGACUCAGAUGCAAUCGACAAUGAUUCUAUUCCUGCUUCCAAUGGGCGUAGACUGAAGUCAUUGCGUUUAUCACACAUCGCGUCUAAUGCUUCAUCAAACGAUUCACAUCAUUCCAAUUCAUUGAAACAGUCUAAUUCAAAGGUAUCGACGGUAAACAACAAUAGCAAAAUAAUUCAUACAUCUGUACAAGUGAAUAUUGCCUCAGUAAUUUAUACAACACCAGUUAAACUUCCAUCAUCAGAAUUGUUAACUAUUUCACCGGAGUUAUUUCAUAUUCUAUUAGAACUUGAUCAUUGUUCAGCUCGAUUUGAAUUUGAUUUUGUCAAGUGUGUUUCACGUCGAGUGCGUACUCUACAAGAAGCUGAUGAUGUACAAAUGGUAGCUGUACUCUUCUCUGAAACAUUAAUGUGGGGAUUAACUGUAAAAUUAUUAACAGUACAACAAUUAGCUGAUCGUGAUCCAUGCGUUCUGUUAGCUCUGCCUCGAUUGAGUAUCUUAGUUGGUUGUCGUCUGUUACCUGACUCACCUGUCGGUGCAAAUCGUUUAGCUGUGGGCCAACGUUUACCGUUUAUGUUCAGUUCAUCACGUGCCGAAUUAGCCUAUCUCUGCAGACAGUUGUAUGCCCUACGACCAGAUCAAUUAUGUCGACUAGCUAGAUGGCUUGGACCGAAUGGAUUACCAAAUUUAAUAUAUAAUCAAAAAAUAUCCACUAAACUAUCAUCACAUAUUGAGCAGGAGGAGAAUUUAAACACAACAACAUCUUCAGAGCUACAUACUACUACUAAUAAUAAUAAUGCAAAAGUCACAGUAGUAAAUGUCACCAACACACAUGCUUCUCAGCCAACUUUAUCCUCUCUGUCACCAAGAAGUGGUGGUGGUGGUUCAUUGCCGAGGAAUUUUCUCGGUACAUUCUAUCAAAAAACUCAUGUAUGGAAAACUUAUCUACCUGGACUGCAUCGUCUAUAUAAGUGUAUUUCAUCUGUGGCUGAUCAAUUCGCCAGGGAAUAUCCAACAGAAUUACGAUUCAUCCUACAGAAAGUUAUAGAAAUGCAUGACACGAGUAAUGAGAUCGAUGCAGAAUCAUCUGGUUCCACCAGUGAAAAUCCAAAUGGUGAACAAGAAGAAGAAGAAGAACGAGGACAAGUGGAAGAUGAAGACAACGACGACAACACCAAGAAAGGAGAAGGUGGUGCUGGUGCUGGUGAUGAUGAUGAUGGAGAAACUGAACUUGAAGAAGAAAUAGAAUUCAAUCCAUUCCAUAUGAUAAGUAUGAAUGAAAGAAAAAUACAAGAUUUAGCUAAUCUAUUCAAUUGGAAUAAAGUUAUGCAAUUUAACAAGACUACAUCAUGUCAACAACAUGACCACCACCACCAUCACCACAACAAACACCAGCAAGAAGGACAACAAUCAAACUUGAAUCAAUUAUUUAAGGAGUAUAGUUUACAUUUUCGAAAAUACACUAACAGCAGUACUACUGAUAAAUGUAUAAAUUCUAUGGAAUCUUCUAGUCAUUGUUCAGUGAAAUCAUCUGAUUGUUGGCUGCAAAAAUGUACCACUGGCGGUGCUGUUGCUGCUGCUGCCGCCACUCCUCGUAAUGAUGACAACAGCAUUUCAGCAUUGCGUAAGGAUAGCAUUUCAUCCAGUAUAGAAGAUAGUGUUAUUCUUGUCGCUGAUGAAAUUGGUUUGGAUGUAGCAGCGUGUUUAAAUCAUGAUGAUAGUGAUUUUGAAAGAUUAACUGAGCUGGGUGAUAAUUCUAAGUUGAAGUCAACUUCUCCUGUAAAGAAGAAGAAUAAUGACAAUACUCAAAACCAAUCGAGCACAUUUACACAAAGGCUUCAGCUAUUAAAUUUAGGAUCACCUAUUGAAGGUAUACAAAAUCUAAAUGAUUCCCUCCUAUUCAAUUAUUUACCCACUUGGCAACCUGAUUGUCCCCCCUCCUCAUCAUCAUAUCGAGCUGUUGUCAAUCGAUCAAAGCUUGAAACUGAUGAAGACAAUAAUUCUACACAUUUCACAGAUGAUGAUAUCAUUGGUGAUGAUACAGAUGAUGCUGAGGAUUAUCAAUCUGAUUAUAUAGUUGGACGUCAAUGUGCAUCGUGUAAUCGUAGCUUCACUUUGAUUUGGCGUCGUCAUCAUUGUCGUCGAUGUGGGCAUAUCUUUUGUUCAAAAUGUUGUAAUCAUUGGCAACCGAUUGAAGGGUUGGCAAGUGAUAAACCAGUACGUAUAUGUCUUGAAUGCUAUGAAUUUCUUAGUCCAAAUAUCUGA